Messenger RNA from Sardina pilchardus (European sardine), 3053 nucleotides. It is a transcript of the gene lfng, whose product is annotated as LFNG O-fucosylpeptide 3-beta-N-acetylglucosaminyltransferase. Lineage: Eukaryota; Metazoa; Chordata; Actinopteri; Clupeiformes; Clupeidae. Gene Ontology annotation, biological process: regulation of Notch signaling pathway; pattern specification process. Gene Ontology annotation, molecular function: O-fucosylpeptide 3-beta-N-acetylglucosaminyltransferase activity. Gene Ontology annotation, cellular component: Golgi membrane. The record is from RefSeq and is a predicted model, not a curated record. The transcript is spliced from 8 exons. The coding region runs from base 126 to 1286 and encodes 386 amino acids.
UUUCAUACCACAGUCGAGAGAAGAGUAGGAGAGAGGAUGCAGGUUUGAGAAAUUAGCUCACAGUAUUUCGAAUAGAUGCGGAUUGCAUUCCUUUUAGUUUUAUUUUUUACUUAACAAAUAUCAUCAUGCUGAAAAGUAACGGCAGGAAAGCAGUGCUCUCCGUUGCAGGAGCAACUUUCGCCUGCCUGGUAGUGCUCCUGUUGGUUGCCCAGCAGCAGCAGCGACUACAGGUGGAUGAGACGUCUAGUGAGAGUGAAGUUGGGAUGCGCUCACUGCAGAGUCUCCGCGACUUGGACGCAGAGUCAGGCGCGCUGACGGAUUCCGACUCCGAGACAGUUCAGGGACAGCAGAACGGCGACGCCAGGAAGGGAUUCUCUGCGUAUUUCUCCAAGUUGUCGCGCGGUAGGAGAGACGUGGAGAAGCCCACGCUAUCAACCAACGCGGCGACGGACGCAACACCCGCUGAGGACAUCAGCGCGGAUGACGUCUUCAUCGCAGUCAAAACCACGAAGAAGUUUCAUCGGUCGAGACUGGAUCUGCUUCUCGAUACCUGGAUUUCAAGAAAUCUACAGCAGACGUACAUCUUCACCGACGGCGAGGAUGAGGAGCUGAAGAAGAAAGUUGGGAGCCACGCCAUCAACACCAACUGCUCCGCCGCGCACAGCCGCCAAGCCCUGUCCUGCAAGAUGGCCGUGGAGUACGACAAGUUCAUCGAGUCUGGGAAAAAGUGGUUCUGCCAUGUGGACGAUGAUAACUACGUGAACGUGAGGACGCUGGUCAAGCUGCUGUCCAACUACCCCCACACCCAAGACAUGUACAUUGGCAAGCCCAGCCUGGACAGGCCUAUUGAGGCCACAGAGAGGCUCGGAGACAACAAAAUGAGGCCCGUUAACUUUUGGUUUGCUACCGGAGGUGCCGGCUUCUGCGUGAGCCGAGGCUUGGCUCUGAAGAUGAGCCCAUGGGCAAGUGGUGGCCAUUUCAUGAACACCGCGGAGAAGAUCCGUCUCCCGGACGACUGCACCGUCGGCUACAUCAUCGAGUCCGUGCUGGGGGUGCCCUUGACCCGCAGCAACCUGUUCCACUCCCACCUGGAGAACCUGCAACAGGUGUCCAAGUCUGAACUCCAUAAACAGGUUACACUGAGCUAUGGAAUGUUUGAGAACAAGAGGAAUAUCAUCAACAUGAAAGGAGCUUUUCCAGUUGAGGAGGACCCAUCCAGGUUCAGGUCUGUGCACUGUUUCCUGUACCCGGACACUCCCUGGUGUCCUCCCCAGGUUGCCUUCUAGGGCGACCGGCUCCUUGAUUGGUAUCCUCGUCCCGACUCUCUGCCUCGGUAUCUGACAGGCAGGCGGGACCCGUGUUUGGUAUUGGGACCGUGCGUUGGUCUGGACGCUGCGGCGGCGCGCGCGUGUGUACGUGUGUGCUGCCGUGGCGACGACGGCGCACGGCCUCUGAUGUUCUUUUUCUUAAUCUGGGCUGCUGUGCGGCCUGCCCUUUUGGACACUUCCUUCCUGGCUGGUGCCUGGCCUUCCUCCGUGCCCUGACCCAGGGUCAGUGGAGGGACGCAGACACCUUCCUCGUGUAGCGGGGAAAGGCGCUUUUAGCGCUGAAGCUUCGCAGGCAAUCAAUUGUGCUUUUUUUGGUCCUAAAAAUUAAUUGCUUGUAAUUUGUCUUUUUGUUUUUUGGUAUUCUGCAAUUCUCAUAGAAUGUAAUGUUUAUGCAUAUAUCCAAGCCUUUUGCCAGCUUUAUGUGCGUUCUUUUGUUUUUCAUUUAAUUAAUUUUAUGUUAAAAAUCCUUUAUUUGUUGUUUUACUUUUAAUGGACUCAGGAUUGUCCUUUUGAGUCACUUAUGGAAAGGGGUCUCUGUUACAGGGACUUGGGGAAAUGAUUUUAUACAGGGGAAGCUCAUGAAUAUUUGUUGUGGUUCUAUCAUUUCAAAUGACUCCGGACACAUUUAAUUACGUGAAGUUAACAUUUUUGCUUUGUUGUUAAAUGUCAGUGUUAUUGCUUAAUGUUUUGAUUUUCAACAUGUACCUGUUAUAAUUUCUGAGCUGGCAAUAGGCGGUUUUCUAAAUGUACUCUCAGGUUAGUUCAAUCUGAGGUAUAUUGGGAUGAGGCACUUUCCCAUUCACUAUUGGUCAUGUGUAGAUGCAAUGUAGGUUUAGUCUAUGUCAAAGCUGGGCAAAAGAACAUGUUAAAUGUAACAUAACCCAAAAUCUCUAUAUGCUAUUUAAUGCCAUUCCAUGCAUUUGAAACAAUCUUAGCAACAUAACUUAUACCUUAGAGAUUUUGAUGUAAUGUCACGAUCCAUUGCUUUUUGCUCAAAGAUGUAUUGACGUAAAAAUUGCACAGCUUGACUGAGCUGGUCGUUGCUCCAGUGAAGUACCUCAUUUGUAGAUGUUUACACCUCAUUUGCAGGUAAUUAACAAGGUGUGCCUUACAUAGUACCCCAACACCUAUGCAUGCAGCACCUGCUGAAAUGUAUGCAUUACUUAAUCUUAAUCAAAGGCAGCUAAAAACCUAAAGAACGCACACGUUUAACCCACGUGUUGCCAAUUUCUCAGUCUUUGCACAAGUUUGUCAGAUGGUCCAUAUUUUGCCUUGGUCAUUUGAAUGGAUGUUGGCCAUAUUUUAAUUUCACACUUCUCUGCUUUCCGAGAGUGUGGUUAGAAUGAUAACUUCACUGGAGCAAUGCUGGUAGGAUAUGCACAUAGGUUUUGUACCUCUGUGCAAACAACCCAUAUUGGGUUUCAUUGUAUAUCUGGUUGUAAGGCAGUAAUUAUUUACUGUGAAUUGUUGUUUUUUGUACAGAAAUGUUUAGGUUGUAUAUGCAUUGAUUCUCUUGUCAAUUUGAGUCAGACAUGUCUCUGACGAUUUAAAAAAAAAUGAUUUUCUAAUUGUGCUGAUGUAACUUAUAUUCCAGUAUCUGGAUUCUUCCAUUGAAAUGUUUGCUUCUCAGGGAUCGUGUCCCUGGUGUUGUUACCAUUGAAUUCUCUGUGGUACCAAACCACUUAGCUUUUUAAAUAAAGCAGCAUAAUCGCUGAGAAACAUUGA